AUGAACCAAACGAAGCAAGCUGAGAAAGACAGGAUCACGAAUAUGAACCAAACGAAGCAAGCUGAGAAAGACAGGAUCACGAAUAUGAAGCACACGAAGCAAGCUGAGAAAAACAGGAUCACGAAUAUGAACCACACGAAGCAAGCUGAGAAAGACAGGAUCACGAAUAUGAACCAAACGAAGCAAGCUGAGAAAGACAGGAUCACGAAUAUGAACCAAACGAAGCAAGCUGAGAAAGACAGGAUCACGAAUAUGAACCAAACGAAGCAAGCUGAGAAAGACAGGAUCACGAAUAUGAACCAAACGAAGCAAGCUGAGAAAGACAGGAUCACGAAUGUGAACCAAACGAAGCAAGCUGAGAAAGACAGGAUCACGAAUCUGAACAAGAACAACAGAGAGCAGCUGGACAAGAACAACAGAGAGCAGCUGGACAAGAACAACAGAGAGCAGCUGGACAAGAACAACAGAGAGCAGCUGGACAAGAACAACAGAGGGCAGCUGGACAAGAACAACAGAGGGCAGAUGGACAAGAACAACAGAGAGCAGCUGGACAAGAACAACAGAGAGCAGCUGGACAAGAACAACAGAGAGCAGCUGGACAAGAACAACAGAGGGCAGAUGGACAAGAACAACAGAGGGCAGAUGGACAAGAACAACAGAGAGCAGCUGGACAAGAACAACAGAGAGCAGCUGGACAAGAACAACAGAGAGCAGCUGGACAAGAACAACAGAGAGCAGCUGGACAAGAACAACAGAGAGCAGCUGGACAAGAACAACAGAGAGCAGCUGGACAAGAACAACAGAGGGCAGCUGGACAAGAACAACAGAGAGCAGCUGGACAAGAACAACAGAGAGCAGCUGGACAAGAACAACAGAGGGCAGCUGGACAAGAACAACAGAGAGCAGCUGGACAAGAACAACAGAGGGCAGAUGGACAAAAACAACAGAGAGCAGAUGGACAAGAACAACAGAGGGGCAGCUAGACAAGAACAACAGAGAACAGCUGGACGAACCAUCUAA
Messenger RNA from Procambarus clarkii (red swamp crayfish), 1020 nucleotides. The record is from RefSeq and is a predicted model, not a curated record. Lineage: Eukaryota; Metazoa; Arthropoda; Malacostraca; Decapoda; Cambaridae.